AUGUACGAGUUCAGCCUGGAGGCCUUCCUGAAGCCGGUCCCCAUCGGCGGCACCAGCGUGAGCUACGCCCUCGCCGUGGGCUGUCUGGCGGCGGCACUGCCUAUCCUGCGCUUCGCCCUGUCCAGGCUGGUGUUCGAGCCCCUGGGCCGUUCGGUGCUGCCGCCGGACGCAAAGAAGGACGACGGUGCGCCCGCGCCAAACGGCGCGGUGAGCACCGUCAACAUGCGCAAAUGGAACGAGUCCUGCUGGGUGUUCUGGUUCUACCUCACCGUCACGUGGAUGGCCUUCUCCGCGGCCUGCAAGGAGCCCUGGUUCACGUCCACGAGGCACUUCUGGUUGGGCUGCACGGCUUUGCCCUGCAACACGAGCGUCUCUGCGGGCGUGCUCCUCUUGUACACCGUGGAGGCCGCCUACUACCUGCAGGGCAUCCCUGUGCUACUUUGGGAGCCCAAGAAGAAGGACUUCUGGACGAUGCUGGCCCACCAUAUCGUCACACUGGGCCUCAUUCUCUACUCCUGGCAGCUGAACUUCACAAAAGUGGGAACCAUGAUCUUCCUGGUCCAUGAUGCCUGUGAUGUGUGCAUGGAGUGCGCCAAGUUGGCAAGGCGUGUCAAGUCGGAGGCCCUCACCACAGCCUUUUUCGUUAUCUUCCUGCUGGUGUGGGUGGGUGGACGGCUCGUGUAUCUGCCCUUUGUGCUGAUCAGGAGCACCCUAAUGGAGCCGAUCGGAAUCAUUGCAGUGCCCAACGGAAUAGACCCGGAGCCACACUACACAAUAUUUAACACUCUGCUCAUUCUGCUGGUCGUGUUCCACAUAUACUGGACAGUCCUGAUCUUCAGGAUCCUGCACCGGACGCUGACCAAGUCAGGAAGCAAGGGGAUCGACGACGUCCGGGACGAGGACGACGAUUGA
Ostreobium quekettii is the source of this 912-nucleotide messenger RNA. The record is from the annotation of a GenBank genome assembly. NCBI's taxonomy places the organism in Eukaryota, Viridiplantae, Chlorophyta, Ulvophyceae, Bryopsidales, Ostreobiaceae.